CUUGUCGUGUUGGAUGGCUUACCUUACCGUACAAUCUAUAUUGUAUUCAGUGGCGACAGAAUGUGUAGCAGGGAACUCUGUGCAAGCGUCACGACGAAAAAAUAAUUGUAUAUUGGUACUACGAGGCUGCGAUAUGCAGCAUUUGCGGUGGUACCGGUACCGUAACUGCUGUAGACUGCGGCUGUACUGGUACCGUACAGUCGGUACGUACUACUGUACUAUAGCCGAACAAAAUUUUUUACAACGUGGAAUUGGGCUAUACUACUAUAACAAAACCAGUAAGGUAGGUAAAUAGACGACGUUCGGUACGGUACCGUUCUUGGCGUAUUAAUAUAUUUUUGUAUUUGUAUAAGUAGCCUAUUGUGUUUCUUUAUUUUUGUAGCAGUUUUUUUGAAGAUUCAUUUUGGCUUAGGUUGUACAGUUGUACCAGUACCGGUAUAGUUUAUCAAAAUACAGAAAAUAAUAUUCUUAUUCCUGUAUUCAUUACAGUGUCUAAUAAUCGAUAAUUUAUCCAUAAAGCAGUAAAGUAAUGGCUAGGUCAGCGAAUUUUGUCAAUAGCGAAAAGCAGCUCCUUGUCCAGAUAAUUAGCGAACAUCCCCAAGUGGAGUCAAAAAGAACGGACAAGGUGUCAGUUGUGCAAAAGAAUUUGGCUUGGAAGCAAAUCGAAGCCAAAUUCAAUGCAACUGGCACCUUGUGUCGCCGAACUGAAAAAAAUCUGAAGGAUGCGUGGAAAAACAUCAAAAACAAAGCAAAGCAAGACAAUGCCCAACGCAAACGCCAUUUGAGGCAGACAGGAGGUGGGCCUGGUGUACCCACCGAUGAACUCAGCGAGAAAGUUGAGGCUCUCAUUCCUAGACAAAUAAAUUGCCUUGCGAACAACUUAGAUGAUGACAAUCAAAUUGAAAGCUCGCUCGAAGAACAAACAUACACACUUGUUUCAGUAGCUGAGGAAUCUUCAUCUUUCUCAGAUGGUAACGAAUCAGCAGUUUUGCAGACAUUGAGUACAGGUACUCCUCAUAGAGCGUUGAUUCCUUCACGAAACAUAGUAUGGAUAAGUAGAAAAAUACAGUUGAUGCACAAAGAUCAGGAAGACCAAGGAGUGGACGCUCCGAGGAAAACAUUCUGAGCCGAAUUUAUUUCUAAAUUCUUCGCUGAAGAGGUGCUGAGUUUGCCUAACUGAUUUAUAUGCCAAACAGCAGGUUUGCACCUCAAUC
This is a messenger RNA of Styela clava, 1214 nucleotides long. Lineage: Eukaryota; Metazoa; Chordata; Ascidiacea; Stolidobranchia; Styelidae. The record is from RefSeq and is a predicted model, not a curated record.